GGUUUCGAGAGUUUCGUAAGUUUCUAAAACCCUAAACCCAACAAAGUGACGGAAUCACCAUAUCGACGGAAAACCCUAGAACUUCCCUAUCAGACGAUCCAAGGUCUGAUUAGCUGCAGUAAUGGCGGACACAGUUGUCUCGAUCGAUAAGCUGAAAGCUUUCUGGCACUCUCAGGUUCACGACGAAGAGAAAUGGGCCCUCAACAUGAAACUUCUCCGAGCGGCUGGACUGUUUGCAGGAUCUAUCUUCUUGAUGCGCAACUGUGGUGAUCUCAUGGCGGUUUGAGGGAUAAACGAAUAAUCCUUGUUUAGAUUUUUACUUUACGCCAACAGUCGUAUUGCUGCUGUGCCUCCCAUUGUACUGCUGACCUGAGCAUUGUGCUGCAACUGAUAUGAUUUUUUUUUGGCACCAUAAAAGAUGCAAUCCAUGGGAUCAUAUGUUUCUGCCGUGUCAUC
This is a messenger RNA of Tarenaya hassleriana, 456 nucleotides long. Its product is annotated as mitochondrial import receptor subunit TOM5 homolog. Bases 122 to 286 code for a protein of 54 amino acids. Lineage: Eukaryota; Viridiplantae; Streptophyta; Magnoliopsida; Brassicales; Cleomaceae. The transcript is spliced from 2 exons. Gene Ontology annotation, cellular component: mitochondrial outer membrane translocase complex; mitochondrion. The record is from RefSeq and is a predicted model, not a curated record.